AUGUCCGACAAUCAACCCCCGCAACCUCCGCCAUCAUCCACCAACAACACCUCUUCCAACACUGCAACCACCGCCGCCUCUCCCUCCUCCGCCAACCAAAACACAAUUAACCCCCAAAAUGAAAAUGCAAACCCAUCCCUACCAUCCCGCCUCCAAUCCUCCGCCACAACCCUCGCCCAAAACCUCUUCACCCCCUCCCCAGCCGACAUAGCCAGAAACCUCCAACCAGGCGGUAGCAGCAGCAACAAAGCCGCGCCACCAUCCUCGGUAGCGGCGGCAUCAGCGGCGCAAACGUUCCAUGGGGAAACCACUGUGCCGGGAAGUUCGGUUGGGAGGGGGAUAUCACGGCAUGGAGAUGUUGGGGGGAGAUUUCGGAGCGCGACGGGGAGCGCAACGGGGCAGGAUGGGUUGAUGGAGGAGGCAUACCAGUUCCAGAAUGAUCAGGCAUAUCAAGAUGGGGGGCUAGAAUCGGGUGUAUCGCCCUACGAGCAAGAUGCGAUCGCAGAUAUAAAAGGGAAAGGAAAGGGAAAGGCAUCAGAAAAAGAAUACGAACAAGACUAUCAACCCUUCGAAAACACCUGGCAAUCCAUCACAGCCACACACUCCGAACCGCAGUCUGCAUACCAAAACGCUCAAGACGGCUCCAAACUCCUCACACUCCUAACAUCCCCCUCCUUCAACCCUGAAUUCCCCGAACUCAUCACCACCACCGACAACCUAGACCCAGUCCUCGUCCCAAACGACCUCUCCGACCCAUCCCCCUUCCCUCUCUCCGCCCAAGAAAUCCAAACCCUCGAGUCCUUCCGCCGAAAGCUCGGCUCCCACCCUACCCAAGGACAACGGCGCAUAAACCCCACAAGUCUAAUCCCCGACAUCGACAACUUUCUCUCCACAGUCCCCGCGCAAACGCAGAAUGAUGCUACCGCGCUGCGCGAUGCGGUAUUGACGGGGUUGCCGGGGGCGGAAGAGUGGGUGGCUGUUGAGGAGAAAUAUCAGGAUGAGGUGUGGGGGUUUUUGAAGCCGGUGCUUGAAGAGGCGAGGAGGGAGAUGGAAGAGAAAGAAGAGAAUGGAGGGGAUAUGGAAAAAGGGAGAGAGGAUGGACCGGCAGUGGCGAGGUUGAAGAUGAUUUUGAGGCAUAUGGGAGCGUAA
Aspergillus ruber CBS 135680 is the source of this 1149-nucleotide messenger RNA. RefSeq lists its product as uncharacterized. The transcript has a single exon. The record is from RefSeq and is a predicted model, not a curated record. Lineage: Eukaryota; Fungi; Ascomycota; Eurotiomycetes; Eurotiales; Aspergillaceae. Bases 1 to 1149 code for a protein of 382 amino acids.